AUGAUGCUAGUCAAAGCGUUGGGUAUCAAGUAUAUCUGGGUAGACGCUCUCUGCAUCCUUCAAGAUGACAAGGAUGAGAAGCUCCGCGUCGUCCCGAUGAUGGACCGCGUAUACGGACACUCGGUCCUCACAAUCUGCGCCGCCGCCGGCAGCGGUUCUCAUCACGGCAUACCAGGGUCGCCGUCUACGCCCCGCGAGGCCCGGCAGCCCAAUGUCCGGUGCAAUGGCAUCGACCUGGUGACCACCAAGACGGUCGAGGGGCUCGUCGAAAACACAAUAUGGAACAGCAGGGCGUGGACGUUCCAGGAGAGGAUGCUGUCCAAGCGGUCCAUGAUCUUUGUCGAGAACCGCGUCUUCUUCCAGUGCCGCCACGCGACGUGGUCCGAGGAGGUCUUUUCCGAGGUGCUCGCCCCGUCGUGGACGCUGGAAAUGAUCCGGUCUCCGCUCAAGUCGUUUGAGAAGAACCCGGUCAGGCUGUACCUAGAGUGCGUCGAGCUCUUCAGCGGCAGGCUCAUGACCUAUCAGGGCGACCGGUUGCCGGCCUUUGAGGGCAUGGCGGCUAUUUUGUCUCCGCCGCUCCGCGCCACCCUCUUUUACGGGAUGCCCGACUCCUAUUUCGACUUUGCUCUCUUGUGGGAGAAGAAGAUUUCCGGCCUCAGGCUGGAAGACUUGGGUGGUCGAUCGCGGUAUCCCAGCUGGUCGUGGAGUGGCUGGCAUGGUGCGUCGACGUGGCGGCUAUCCAUGGUCUCUGGUAUUUUGUUAAAUCUUCACGAGUGGUUGAAGUCGCACACUUGGCCAACCUUUAAAGUCGUGUGGUCGUCAGGUGAAAUCCACCACAAUCCGAACCGAUGGCACGGAUACGCCAGAGCCUCUGCAGAAGACAUUCCUUUCGGUCGCCGGAGUAGCCAGAGCGACGAAGAGCACCCAACAGAGAUCGCACGCGAGCCCCAACCAACCAUGCCCACCACAACUAUCCUGCGGGAAGACUACCUCUACUUCUGGACCUAUACCGCCUUCUUCCAGCUCUCCAGAACGAGCCGCAGCAGCCCGUCCUUUGCCUCGAAGCUCGAGGCGGGCCUCCACCGCUUCGGCCUCCUCGACCUCAACGGCGACUGGUGCGGCACUGUGAUCCUCGAAGACACGUGGUUCGCCCGCGUGGGCGACGUCGUCGAGCUCGCGGCUAUCUCGGACGCCAGGGACUUUUCGAUGGAGGAGCUGGAUACCUGGAACUAUUAUGUGCCCGAGGACCGCGAGGUGUCCGAGUGGCAUCUGUACUACGCGUUCGUCAUCACCUGGAACAAGGACCGCAGUGUUGCUGAGAGGGCUGGGCUGGCGAAGGUGUACCGGCGGGCUUUUGACGUGGCUUCUUUUCACCCGGGCAAGUCGUGGAAGGAGAUCACUCUCGGUUAG
Molecule: messenger RNA, 1410 nt
Organism: Colletotrichum acutatum
Lineage: Eukaryota; Fungi; Ascomycota; Sordariomycetes; Glomerellales; Glomerellaceae
Exons: 2
Coding region: 1-1410 (469 amino acids)
Source: RefSeq, a predicted model, not a curated record